Messenger RNA from Colletotrichum karsti, 2328 nucleotides. RefSeq names its product putative plant-like oligopeptide transporter. Gene Ontology annotation, biological process: transmembrane transport. Bases 1 to 2328 code for a protein of 775 amino acids. The record is from RefSeq and is a predicted model, not a curated record. Lineage: Eukaryota; Fungi; Ascomycota; Sordariomycetes; Glomerellales; Glomerellaceae. The transcript has 13 exons. Gene Ontology annotation, molecular function: oligopeptide transmembrane transporter activity.
AUGUCUGAAUUACGUGACGAAAAGACGACGUUGGCGGAUUCGAAGGGGUCGACAGCUACCCACAUAGCCGUCGAUCGUGUGUUCGAAACUUCGGAGAAAGUCUUCAUCGGCGGACUCAAUGACGAUAGUCCAGACGGCACGAAGCGGGGCUCAUCCGAUGAGUCGGAGCCGGAGUACGACUUCAAGUCCGAUGAGUUUGCCAACAUACCCGAGCUUGUUCGGACUGUUGUCGGUUUCGAGGAUGACCCCUCUCUGCCUGUUCUUACGUUUCGGUCUCUGCUACUGUCAGCGGUCUUUUGUACCAUUGGUAGCAUCGUCUCCCAGCUCUCAUACUUCCGGACUACCACGGCUCCAUUUCCCGUCUUCUUCGUUAUUCUAGCUUCAGCGCCUCUUGGUCGAUUACUUGCUCGCAUCCUCCCCGACUACACUGUACCUUUGGGGCGCUUUUCCUUCUCGUUGAACCCAGGUCCAUUCUCUAUCAAAGAACAUGCGAUCAUCGGGAUUGCUGCUAAUGCUGGCAGUCAAGGCCAGUGGGCAACUUUUCUGCCUACAAAUGCCGCAUUGUAUUAUGGCAUUACCAUGCAUCCAGCUGUGGCGCUUUUCUUUGGUUGGGGCGCUUCACUCCUUGGAUUUGCCUUCGCAGCCAUGGUUCGCAAGGUUCUGAUAGACGAUCCGGAGUUCAUCUUCCCCCUUUCUUUACAGCAGGUCACACUUUAUCGAAGUAUGCAAGGCAAAACAGAGCUUCAUAAAAGUGUUUCCAAGAAACAGAUGAAGGUUUUCUGGUGGAUUUUGCUGGGUACUUUCCUCUGGCAAUUCUUGCCCGAAUAUCUUUUCCCAUUUGUUGCCGCCCUUGCACCUCUCUGCUGGUUUGCUAGCCGCAAUCACACCGUGAACUUCCUCGGGGCGGGCCGAGGUGGCAUUGGACUUCUCAACAUCACGUUGAACUGGUCUAACAUCACAUCGACCGUCAUCACAUACCCCUACAGUGUUCAGGUUACAAUCUUUGUUGGUUUUGUGAUUACUACUUGGAUACUUAUCCCCGUGGCAUAUUUUGGGAAUCUAUGGGGAUCACCAACAUACAAUAUCAUGUCAAACGGAGUGUUUCAGAAGAACGGCUCGGCCUAUCCAUUUGAGUCUUUAAUCUACACGGACUCAAGUGGCAUUCAGCAUGUGAAUGAGACAAGAUACCAUGAAGUUGGUCUCGCAUACUCAGGAGCUCAAUACACAUGGGAAAUCUUCAUGUGGUACGCUUCGUACAUCUCCUCCUUUGUCUGGUGCGGCUUAUUCUUGGGCCCAAAGAUUUCCAAGAUCUGGAAGGCAAGGAAAGAUCAAGGCGAAUACCACCAAGAUCGUCUAAGCCGAAUCAUCCAACAAUACCCAAGCCUCACUUUGUGGGAAUGGGGUCUCCUCACUGCUAUACCGAUAGGAAUCCUCCUUAUUAUUGUCGCAACUAAGUCCGUCUGGAUGCCAACCUGGACUUACUUUGUCGCGUUGGGUUUUGGGGCUGCAGCUAUGCUGCCGAUGAGCCUGGUUUACGCCAUGUCAGGAUACUCGAUCAAAGUUGGUUUCUUCAACGAACUUAUUUACGGCUAUAUGAUCGAUGCGCCCGGCUCGUCUCGGCACCCGCUUGGUCAAUUGGCCUACCGCAUCAUUUCAGGAAAUGUUUGGUAUGACGCUCGAGUCGUACUUGAAGAUCAGAAGAUUGGUCAUUAUCUUCAUCUUCCACCUCGAGAUGUCAUUGGGAUCCAAAUCAUUGCCAACAUGCUUGCUCUUCCCAUCAACUAUGGAGUCAUGCGAUGGGUCAUUGCCUCCAAGUUUGACUACGUCAGCGGUCGAAUCCCAGAUCCUCAAGGACAAUGGACAGGCCAAGAGUUCAAGAGCUACAAUACUGCCGGGAUUCAAUAUGCACUGGUCGGCCCAAAGAAGCUCUUUGCAUCUUCCUUCUUCAAGCCAGUGUUGUAUGGAUUUCCCGCAGGUGCGAUAGCUCCCAUCAUCAUAUGGCUUCUCCACAAGAAAUUCCCGAAGGCCAGGUUUGAUCUUUGGAACUCGACCAUUUUCUUUGCUAGUGCCGCGACCUUUCAUGGCAACCUCAGCACCGGCCCCUUCACAACUUUCUUGGUUGGAACAUUCUUCAACUUCUAUCUAUACCGUUACAGACGGACGUUCUGGAACAAGUGGGCUUAUAUCAGCGGUGCGGCUUUGGAUACCGGAUUCAAUGCCAACCUGCUAUUCAUCUUCAUCUUCCUCGGCACCACGGGCGCUGUGAUGGUGAAUUGGUGGGGAAACAACGCUGACAACAUCGAACGGUGCUUCGCUCUGAAGAAAUGA